This is a messenger RNA of Eruca vesicaria subsp. sativa (arugula), 887 nucleotides long. The record is from the annotation of a GenBank genome assembly. Lineage: Eukaryota; Viridiplantae; Streptophyta; Magnoliopsida; Brassicales; Brassicaceae.
GAAAGAAAGCAAGACAAGUGGAGCGAGAAGAAGAUGGAGAAAGUGGUUGAUCUCUUCGGAGUAGGAGAAGCCAACACACAGAAACUACUCGAAGGAGGCAACGAUCUCAGCCAAAUCCAACAGGGACUCUUCAUAGGCUCAGUAGCCGAAGCCAAUAACAAAGAACUGCUCAAAAGCUCAAACAUCACUCAUGUCUUAACCAUAGCUGUUGCCUUGUCCCCUCCUUACCCUGAUGACUUUAUCUAUAAAGUCAUCGAAGUCGUUGACAGAUCCGAGACGGAUUUGAGUGUUUAUUUCGAUGAGUGUUUUAGCUUUAUCGACCAAGCUAUUGAAUCUGGUGGUGGGGUUUUGGUUCAUUGCUUCAUGGGGAUCUCAAGGAGUGUGACUAUAGUGGUGGCUUAUCUGAUGAGAAAGCAUGGGAUUGGUUUCUCUAAAGCUAUGGAGAUCGUAAAGAGUCGACGUCCUCAAGCACUGCCUAAUUUUGGUUUUGUUUCUCAGCUUCAGCAAUUUGAAAAAUCUAUCAAAGUACAUGAUGAGGAUUCUUCUUCAGCUGAUAAUAAGAAGGUAGUAACAUGAACUCUCAAGUCUCAUGAGCCCCAUGAUGACCCCAAAAAAAAACUCAAUUGGUUUCGUGAUUUGAAUGAUUUUUCUUGUGAACGAUUGAUGGUGAGCUAAUUGCCAUGUCCAUUUGCCGUGUGCAAUAAAUAAAAAACGCAGAUAUUACUCUCUCUUUUUUUUUCUCUGUUACUACAAUGAAUAUUUUCGAGGAUUGUGAUGAAAUGCACUUAACCAAGACAAAACCAGAUUGAAUUACUUUGGUUUGGUCUUCCGACAUCAUUGCAUUGUUAAGUCAUUAGAUAGUUACAUAUAUAAGUAUCACGUUUUAU